This is a messenger RNA of Hermetia illucens (black soldier fly), 1117 nucleotides long. RefSeq names its product sperm mitochondrial-associated cysteine-rich protein-like. The transcript has 5 exons. The record is from RefSeq and is a predicted model, not a curated record. Bases 367 to 1050 code for a protein of 227 amino acids. Lineage: Eukaryota; Metazoa; Arthropoda; Insecta; Diptera; Stratiomyidae.
GCCCAUUCCCUAAUAAAAACUGCACAAAUAAGAUAUAAAAAAUAUAUUAAGAUAUAAAAAUAUCUAAAGUGUUAUAACGGUGUAAAAAUUUAAAGUUGAAAUAAAGUGCAAGAAUAAUUAAUCUUUAAAAAUAAAUUUAAAGUUGAAAAAUUAAAUCUGUACGUGUUGUAGUUUUAUUUAUGUUGUACUUUGGAGAAGUUUUGGUUUUAAAAUUAAAAGUCUAACCGUGCAAAAUAAGAAAGGAGUCAUACUGAUAGAGAGUGCCAGGGGAACAUUCGUUAAUCGAACCGACAUGGGACAGCUUAAAGCCGGGACUUGAUCAAUUAAGAGGGAGGGGUCUCACAAGCUAAAUAUACCCAAUCCAAGAUGUGUGAACCGUGUUGCAUACCAUGCGCAGAGCCCGUUGGGGGAUCUUCUUGUUGUCCGCCCCCUUGUAGCCCUUGUUGUCCACCAUGUUGUCCGCCGCCAUCUUGUUGCCCUGAUGUUCGCCGAUGUCGAAGUCGAGAGUUGCGAGCAUCAAUAUUAUAUACGCAAUGCUACUGCAUUAAACGAAAUGGAUUACAAGAUGAUUGUCCACGUAGCGAGUGCCAAGGGAAACCAUGUUGUCUUACAAUGCCUGAUCCGUCUUGCACUCCGGCUUGUUUUUCUAGACGAUUUACAAAUAUGACGAUGGGAGUGACCAAAAUCCGAACCGGUUCAGAAAACUGUGGUGGAAACGCUGAGGGUGGAUUCCGUGGUGAAAUUGGUGGCAGUGGUGCUGGCGGUGGUGGUUUUUGUGGUCCAAGUUGCCCACAAGAAUGUGACCCGAUCGUUUUGCCACCAGUGUGCUAUCCAUGUGGACCCUGUGGUGUGACGGGACCUAUUCCGUGUAUGCCCUGCCCACCUUGUGGGCCAUGCCCGCCCUGUGCGCCGUGUCCACCACCUUGUGGACCAUCACCUUAUGACCCAACUAGAGUUUGUGCUCCAUGCGGACCGCCUUGCCUUCCAUGCGGGCCUUGCAGUCCCUGUGGUCCUCCUUCUCCUUGCCUGCCAUAUGUAGUUUGCUCUUGAGCAUUUAGAUGGCGCUAUAGGAAUUAUCCGAUGUGGGGGAAAUCGAUACUAUGAUUGAUUGAUUGAU